AUGAUUCUGAAUGAAAAAGAAAAUAUCUCAGGAACAGUUGUGACAGAGUUCGUGCUAAUUGGAUUCUCUAGACUGCAGAAGAUGCACCUGCCAUUGUUCUGCCUCUUCCUGGUCAUAUAUGUGUUGUCAGUAAUUGGCAAUGGUCUGAUCAUCCUCAUAAUCCGCCUCGAUGCCCGCCUACAUACCCCUAUGUACUAUUUUCUCAGCAACCUUGCCUGGUUGGAGAUGAUCAUCACCACCACAGUCACACCUAAGAUGCUCAGCCUUCUCAUCACAAAGAAAAAAACCAUCUCCUUCUUUGGAUGUGCUGUUCAGCUAACACUGUACUUCCUUUGUGGGACCACAGAAGUUCUCCUAUUAGGAAUCAUGUCUGUGGAUCGCUACUUGGCCAUCUGCAACCCACUGCGCUACACGGCCAUAAUGAGUAACCAAGUCUGCAUGCUCAUGAUGCUUUUCUGCUGGUUUGGAAGUUUCUUUUGUGUUGCGAUUAGUGCCGUUUUCAAGACAGGCCUUCCUUAUUGUGGCCCCAAUGUCAUUGAUCAUUUCUUCUGUGAUACUGGCCCCUUGUUAAAGUUGGUCUGUGCAGACACCACUCUGGUUGAAACCGUAGAAUUUUCCUCAUCCUGUUUCACACUCCUGAGUUCCGUCUCUGUGACAGCUGUCUCCUACCUGAGCAUCAUUUUCACUGUGAUCAGGAUGCCUUCAGCGCAAGGCAGGAGGAAAGCCUUCAGCACAUUCAGCUCCCAUAUCACUGUGGCCAUCCUCUAUUAUGGCAGCUCCAUAUUCAUCUAUGUCAGACCACCUGGAAGUUCUUCUAUGAAUUUUAAUAAGGUGGCCACUGUGUUCAACUCUGUGAUAACUCCAUUCCUUAAUCCACUUAUCUAUAGCUUUAGAAACAAAGUUGUCAAGGAUGUGCUAAAAGAUGCAGUGAAGAAAAUUGGUGCAAUAUUUAGGAAAACAGUCGAUUAG
This is a messenger RNA of Podarcis muralis (Common wall lizard), 969 nucleotides long. RefSeq names its product olfactory receptor 6M1-like. Gene Ontology annotation, biological process: G protein-coupled receptor signaling pathway. Gene Ontology annotation, molecular function: olfactory receptor activity; G protein-coupled receptor activity. The record is from RefSeq and is a predicted model, not a curated record. Gene Ontology annotation, cellular component: membrane. Lineage: Eukaryota; Metazoa; Chordata; Lepidosauria; Squamata; Lacertidae.